Cricetulus griseus (Chinese hamster) is the source of this 2424-nucleotide messenger RNA. NCBI's taxonomy places the organism in Eukaryota, Metazoa, Chordata, Mammalia, Rodentia, Cricetidae. The record is from RefSeq and is a predicted model, not a curated record.
GGGUUUCUGUGAAGAAACUUCAGAAAUCUNCUGCAGCCCGGGGUCAACAAAUUUUCUCUCCGCAUGUUCGGCAGCCAGAAGGCGGUGGAGAAGGAGCAGGAAAGGGUUAAAACUGCAGGCUUCUGGAUUAUCCACCCGUACAGUGACUUCAGGUUUUAUUGGGAUUUAAUAAUGCUUAUAAUGAUGGUUGGAAAUUUGGUCAUCAUACCAGUUGGAAUCACAUUCUUUACAGAACAAACAACAACGCCAUGGAUUAUAUUCAAUGUGGCAUCAGAUACCGUUUUCCUGUUGGACCUAAUCAUGAAUUUUAGGACUGGGACUGUCAAUGAAGACAGCUCUGAAAUCAUCCUGGACCCUAAAGUAAUCAAGAUGAAUUAUUUAAAAAGCUGGUUUGUGGUUGACUUCAUCUCAUCAAUUCCAGUGGAUUAUAUCUUUCUUAUUGUAGAGAAAGGAAUGGAUUCAGAAGUUUACAAAACAGCCAGAGCCCUUCGAAUUGUGAGAUUUACAAAAAUUCUCAGUCUCUUGCGUUUAUUACGUCUUUCAAGGUUAAUUAGAUACAUACAUCAAUGGGAAGAGAUAUUCCACAUGACAUAUGACCUCGCUAGUGCAGUGGUGAGGAUCUUCAAUCUCAUUGGCAUGAUGCUGCUCCUGUGUCACUGGGAUGGCUGUCUUCAGUUCCUGGUUCCCCUGCUCCAGGACUUCCCACCUGAUUGCUGGGUUUCUCUAAACGAAAUGGUUAAUGAUUCUUGGGGAAAGCAAUAUUCCUACGCACUCUUCAAAGCUAUGAGUCACAUGUUGUGCAUUGGCUAUGGUGCCCAAGCGCCCGUCAGCAUGUCUGACCUCUGGAUUACCAUGCUAAGUAUGAUUGUUGGAGCCACCUGCUAUGCAAUGUUUGUUGGCCAUGCCACAGCUUUGAUUCAGUCUUUGGAUUCUUCAAGGAGGCAGUAUCAAGAAAAGUAUAAGCAAGUGGAACAAUACAUGUCAUUCCAUAAAUUACCAGCUGAUAUGCGUCAGAAGAUACAUGACUACUAUGAACACCGAUACCAAGGCAAGAUCUUUGAUGAGGAAAAUAUCCUCAAUGAACUUAAUGAUCCUCUGAGAGAGGAAAUAGUCAACUUCAACUGCCGGAAACUGGUGGCUACGAUGCCUCUCUUUGCUAACGCGGAUCCCAAUUUUGUGACUGCCAUGCUGAGCAAGCUGAGAUUUGAGGUGUUCCAGCCUGGAGACUACAUCAUUCGAGAAGGGGCUGUGGGGAAGAAAAUGUAUUUCAUCCAGCAUGGUGUUGCUGGUGUCAUCACCAAGUCCAGUAAAGAAAUGAAGUUGACAGAUGGAUCUUACUUCGGAGAGAUUUGCCUACUGACCAAAGGCCGGCGCACAGCCAGUGUUCGAGCUGAUACAUACUGUCGUCUUUACUCUCUUUCGGUGGACAACUUCAAUGAGGUUUUGGAGGAAUAUCCAAUGAUGAGAAGAGCUUUUGAGACAGUUGCUAUUGACCGACUCGAUCGGAUAGGCAAGAAAAACUCCAUUCUCCUUCAGAAGUUCCAGAAGGAUCUGAACACUGGUGUUUUCAACAAUCAGGAGAAUGAGAUCCUCAAGCAGAUUGUGAAACACGACAGAGAGAUGGUGCAAGCUAUCCCCCCAAUCAACUACCCACAAAUGACAGCCCUGAAUUGCACAUCAUCAACCACCACCCCAACCUCCCGCAUGAGGACACAAUCUCCACCUGUCUAUACUGCAACCAGCCUGUCUCACAGCAAUCUGCAUUCGCCCAGUCCCAGCACACAGACACCCCAGCCCUCAGCCAUCCUGUCACCCUGCUCCUAUACCACAGCAGUCUGCAGUCCACCUGUACAGAGCCCCCUGGCCACACGAACUUUCCACUAUGCCUCUCCCACUGCUUCCCAGCUGUCACUCAUGCAGCAGCCGCAGCCGCAGCUAUCGCAGUCCCAGGCACCGCAGACUCAGCCGCAACAACAGCCACAGCCUCAGCAGCCACAGCAGCAGCAGCAGCAACAGCCACAGACACCUGGUAGCUCCACACCGAAAAACGAAGUGCACAAGAGCACGCAAGCACUUCAUAACACCAACCUGACAAGAGAAGUCAGGCCCCUCUCGGCUUCGCAGCCCUCGCUGCCCCAUGAGGUGUCCACUAUUAUCUCCAGACCUCAUCCCACUGUGGGCGAGUCCCUGGCCUCCAUCCCUCAGCCUGUGGCAGCUGUCCACAGCACAGGCCUUCAGGCAGGGGGCAGGAGCACAGUGCCACAACGUGUCACUUUGUUCCGACAGAUGUCCUCAGGAGCCAUCCCCCCCAACCGAGGAGUGCCUCCAGCACCUCCACCACCAGCAGCUGUGCAGAGAGAAUCUCCCUCAGUCUUAAACACAGACCCAGAUACAGAAAAACCACGUUUUGCUUCAAAUUUAUGA